Molecule: messenger RNA, 573 nt
Organism: Vicia villosa (hairy vetch)
Lineage: Eukaryota; Viridiplantae; Streptophyta; Magnoliopsida; Fabales; Fabaceae
Exons: 1
Coding region: 1-573 (190 amino acids)
Source: RefSeq, a predicted model, not a curated record
AUGACACCAUUUGAGGCACUGUUUGGACAAAGGUGUAGGACACAUUUGUGUUGGCAUGAAUUUGGUGAGAAUGUACUGCUUGGACCUGAUAUUGUCGAGCAGACUACUAAGAAGGUGAAGUUAAUUCAAGAAAAGAUGAAAGCUUCAAAAAGUAGGAAAAAGGGUUACCAUGAUAGGAGAAGGAAGAAUCUUGAGUUUCAAGAGGGGGACCAAGCAUUCUUGAGAGUCACUCCAGUGACCGGUGUCGGGCGUGCUUUGAAAUCGAGAAAGCUUACUCCUCGAUUUAUCGGUCCAUAUCAGAUUUCUCAGAGAGUUAGAGUUGUCGCUUAUAUGGUGGCUUUGCAACCUAAUCUGUCGAAUAUGCACGAUGUGAUCCAUGUCUCACAACUUCAAAAGUAUGUUCUAGAUCCGUCUCAUGUGACUUUGAUGGACGAUGUGCAAGUAAGGGAUAAUCUUACCUUUGAAGCUUUAUCGGUGAGGACCGAAGACCUUGAAUUAAAUAAGUUGAGAGGUAAGGAUAUUUCCCUCGUGAGGGUAGUGUGGGAAGGCACUACCGAAGGGAACAUGACGUGA